AUGACUUUAACGAGGUUAUCGCCCAUCAAGUACCUUGUUCUCGACACGGGCAUGACUUUAACGAGGUUAUCGCCCAUCAAGUACCUUGUUUUCGACACGGGCAUGACUUUAACGAGGUUAUCGCCCAUCAAGUACCUUGUUCUCGACACGGGCAUGACUUUAACGAGGUUAUCGCCCAUCAACUACCUUGUUCUCGACACGGGCAUGACUUUAACGAGGUUAUCGCCAAUCAACUACCUUGUUCUCGACACGGGCAUGACUUUAACGAGGUUAUCGCCCAUCAACUACCUUGUUCUCGACACGGGCAUGACUUUUAAGCUAUUGCAUAGCUUUUAUCGCGAGCUUUGA
Messenger RNA from Parnassius apollo (apollo), 348 nucleotides. NCBI's taxonomy places the organism in Eukaryota, Metazoa, Arthropoda, Insecta, Lepidoptera, Papilionidae. The record is from the annotation of a GenBank genome assembly.